Molecule: messenger RNA, 1646 nt
Organism: Erigeron canadensis
Lineage: Eukaryota; Viridiplantae; Streptophyta; Magnoliopsida; Asterales; Asteraceae
Product: zeatin O-glucosyltransferase-like
Exons: 2
Coding region: 40-1458 (472 amino acids)
Molecular function (GO): UDP-glycosyltransferase activity
Source: RefSeq, a predicted model, not a curated record
ACAUACACAUCCAAAAUCAAGGUGUCAUCGACCCCUACAAUGACCAUUAUUUCGGAUGAACAGAACCGGGUUGUGGUCGUGCUUGUUCCGCUGCCAUUACACGGUCAUCUCAACCAGCUCCUGCACCUAUCCCGUCUUAUAUCCACCCACGACGACAUCCCGGUCCACGUGAUCUCCACGACGACCCACGGUCGCCAGGCCAAGCUACGUUUACAAGGGUGGAACCCAAAUAACAUUUCCAAUAUUUUCUUUCAUGACUACCCUAUUCCACCCUUUGUAGCACCACUUCCUAACCCUAACUCCACUAACAAAUUUCCAUCUCACCUUCAGCCUUUAUGCGAAUCCGCUACUCAUUUACGUCAUCCGGUGGCCACCCUCCUCCGGAAACUAUCCACCACCACCCGCCGUCUUGUUAUCAUCCAUGAUUCCCUCAUGGGAUCGGUCGUUCAAGACUUUGUUUCACUUCCAAAUGCGGAAACUUAUACUUUUCAUAGCGUAUCGGCUUUCUCUAUUGCUUUAUAUACGUCGGAAAAAGUUGGAGAACAAAUCCGAAAGUUAGUUGAUGACCCACAAUCUCUUACAAAAGAUUUAAUCUCGUUCAACGGCUGCUUCACUUCGGAGUUUAAACGUUUUAUCAAUGCACAACAUGAGUAUGCAAAACUCAGUUCAGGUCGCAUCUACAAUACAUGUAGAAUCAUGGAGCAGCCAAUUUUGGACCUACUUGAACCAGUUGCAAAAAAUGAAAACAAGUUAUUAUGGGCUCUUGGGCCCUUUAAUCCUGUCGACAUAAAAAGGUCAAAAGUUUCGAGAAAAGAUGGUGGUGGCCCAGUGGAGUGGCUUGACCAACAAACAUCGAAUACCGUUAUCUUUGUUUCUUUCGGGACGACGACCACCUUCUCUCAAGAACAAAUCAUCGAGAUCGCAAAUGGAUUGGAAAGGAGCCAUCAAAGAUUCAUUUGGGUAGUGAGAAAUGCAGACAAAGGAGAUAUAAAAAAUACUAUUGAUAACAAUUUUCGUGUCGAGUUGCCACAAGGGUUUGAAGAGCGAGUUAAAGACCGUGGGUUGGUGGUUCGAGAAUGGGCACCUCAAUUAGACAUAUUGGCUCAUCCAUCGAUAGGUGGCUUCAUGAGUCAUUGUGGAUGGAACUCGUGUAUCGAAAGCAUAUCGAUGGGAGUUCCAAUCGUUGCGUGGCCCAUGCACUCGGACCAACCAAACAAUGCCGUGCUUGUAACCAAAGUUCUUAAAGUAGCAUUGUUGGUAGAUGAAUGGUGCCGGAACCAACAAUUGGUGUCGGCAAUAACGAUACAGAAUGCGGUGAAGAGAUUGAUGGGCUCCAAGGAAGGGGAGGAGAUAAGAAAGAGGGCUGCCGCGAUAGGACGACGUGUUAGAAAAUCGGUUAGAGACCAUGGCAUUACUCGAAUGGAGUUGGAAUCCUUCAUUGGUCACAUAACUCGAUAAAUUACAAGGAUGGUCGAGUAUUUGAACACAGUAAAACUCCUUGUGAUGUUAUCUACAAUAUAAUAGAGAUGUUUUUACACAUCAUUUCAUAUCAUUGCUUGUUUAUCUUUGUCCUUAGCACUAAAGCAUGUUUGUUCUUGCUUGUCUACAUGGUAUUUAUUUAUAAUUAAGGACAUGUUUUUAGAUUC